AUGGGCAAUGAUGACUACACAAUGUUAAUCGCGCUGCUAUUCACCCUCGCAUAUCUCGCAACCAUAUACAUCCUACGCGCAAACGGCAUGGGCUUCCGCGGCACGCAGGUUACCUUCGAACAAGCGACGACGACGCUGCAAGUCACAUGUUUUAUAGCUGCAGAAAAAACCUUUGAGCGCCUCUGCAAAGCAACAAUAUACCUCCUCCUCACCUUCUGCCUCGUCUGCAUCAUCGUCGUACUCGCGCAAUGCCGGCCAUUGCACAAGAUGUGGGACUUGACCGGCAUGGUACCUGGAAGCUGCAUUAACACGUCAGUCUUUAUAUACAUUACCUCCGCAACCAACAUCCUCCUCGACAUCUGGAUCCUCAUCCUGCCGAUAAAACUCCUCCUCAGCAUCCAGCGCCCCGGGCGUGAGAAAUCCGCUUUACUCGCCAUCUUCGCGCUCGGCGCGUUCUCGUGCAUAGCGAGCAUCGUGCGGUUGUAUUCUGUGCGCAUCUUUACGACCUCCACAGACCCCUUUUUCUCCUCCGUCCCCAUAAAUACAUGGUCGCAGAUCGAAAUCAACGUCGGCAUCUGGUGCGCGUCGAUUCCCGCGCUCAAAGCGCUUUUCUCCAAAGCGCAGCGCGCGAGGACACAACAUACUUUAUCGCACGGCUAUCAGUAUCAUGGGAGUGAGAGGAGUGGGGGGAGUGAGAGUGUGAGAAAGGGGGUAGGCAGGGCUAGAAUGACGAAGAGCGAGGAGUUUGUUAUGGAGGAGAUGUCCCCGAGUUCCCUGGAGACUUCCACGUUUCAAUGGCUUAGCCUCGCCUAA
Parastagonospora nodorum SN15 is the source of this 813-nucleotide messenger RNA. RefSeq lists its product as hypothetical. NCBI's taxonomy places the organism in Eukaryota, Fungi, Ascomycota, Dothideomycetes, Pleosporales, Phaeosphaeriaceae. The transcript is spliced from 5 exons. Bases 1 to 813 code for a protein of 270 amino acids. The record is from RefSeq and is a predicted model, not a curated record.